Molecule: messenger RNA, 2770 nt
Organism: Misgurnus anguillicaudatus (oriental weatherfish)
Lineage: Eukaryota; Metazoa; Chordata; Actinopteri; Cypriniformes; Cobitidae
Source: RefSeq, a predicted model, not a curated record
ACCUUGAACCUUGUAGAUGAUGCAGCCCCAACGUCAGCAUUAGAAGAGAGCGCCAUCAGUCACAAAUGCUGCAUCCUCAUUGGUUAAUUUACAGUGGAGGGGCGAUGCUGAAUCAACGAGGUAAAGGCGCGCGUUAGUUAACGUUUGGAGCUGCAGGCAGACGGAAUGGAGGGAAAAACAGCUGCAUUACUCAAAAGAAGUAUGAGUGCAGAAGGAACUACAAAACUGCCCAAAAGAGCUCGAAACCCUCCGAAAAAGAUGAGUUUGUAUGAACCAGACCUCAGCUCCCCCAGAGAUAACCAAGAUGGAGUUUUUGUAUUUUUGACCUUUGAAGAUGGAUACACAGCAAAGAUUUUUAAUCUCUGUGAUAUACUGAACAAAGAUGAUAAACCCAUCGCUUGCUUUAGAGAUCUGACACCAGGAGAAAAAGUACUUGCAAGAUGGUCUGACAAUAAGUUCUACAAAGCUACAGUAGACUUCCUUGGAACAGCUGACAAAAUGGUGGAUACCAAGAAGGCGACAAAGAAGGACAUGAAAAAAAGAGAUGCAGCUGCACAAAGAUUCUACAACCUUCCAUUCCUACCUCAGGCAGGCCAGUCCACCUCUGCACAGGAUCACCCAAAUACUGUGGACCAAAAUGUCAUUCAGCCUCCAACAACCUGGCCAGUGUACCAGCCUCCACCUACAGAGUCAUUUCUACCUGUCCAGCCACAGCACCAGCAUGCAACUGCCUGGCCACAGUACCAACUUCCAGUUUCCCAGUCAUCACCAAAUAUGCCACAACAUUACCAGCAUUCACCAGUCCAGGCGCUCAACCAGUAUGGAACUACUCUGUCUCCAAUUCCACACAAUUCCAGCCUUUCGCAGUAUUCAAAGCAUCACCAGCCUCACACAGCACUACCCACACCUUCAGACCAAACACAACAGCAGCCUGUUUUGGCAGAUUUGGAUCAGCAAAGACAGCCACCAGCUCCUACAGCCAAAGAAAGCUUCCUCAAAAUGUUGCACAGUCCUAUUACACAUCAAAAACCUGCUGUUCUUGGGGACCAGAGCCAGACAAGCACCUCUGAACAUGAGACUUUAAGCUCAUCUGCAGAUACGUUAAUCAUUGAGCGUGAUCCAAUUCCAGAAUAUGGAGAACCAUGUUUCAUUUCGGCUGAGUCAGCAGAAGACAGAUCAUGGAAGCCAUGCGAAGCAUGCAAGACAGAGGUGGAAAAAUUAGUGGAGGAAAAGGCCAAACUGCAUGAUGUGCUGUGUGGUAUAAGUGGUGAGCACCUCGAGGCAUUCAGAAGUUUUCUGGACAAAGUGGAACAGAUCCAACCUCAGGCUGGUGUUUGGGCUCCAAAAGGCAGAUCUCGGCAGCAGGAGCUAUAUCCAGGAAGUGGCCUCUUCUUGUCCUCGACUCACCUGGCUGCAAUCCAUGCAACCGCAAAGAAGGACUGCCUUCGCUUGUUCCAUCUUCUUUUUGAUGAAUUCUUCACUGCAGAGGAGUGCCAGAACGCUGUGGCAUUUGGGAAACAUGGAAAGGUGCCAGAUGGGAAGAGAGUCCUGGAUAAGUUCAAAGUCAAUGCGAUUCUAACUUACGUCAUGCGCUGUAGUACACUGGAUGGUUGGACACCGGUUGAGAAAAGUAAGGUCAAAAAAGCCUUCAUAAACAAAUGCCGCAUCAGGGCCACAACACUGUAAGACACAGUGUAAACACAGGGCACACAGAGACAUUUGUUGAAAUGACAAUGUUCACAAAAAGUCCUUGUUUUCAAAUGAUGUAUGUUGGCGUCAGAGACUCAAGUUUAUUGUUGUAAACCUGGCCUGCCACUAAUAUUGUUGAAAUUGUUACCGUUUUUAAAACAGAAUUUUACAAAAAAAGCACUUUAGUUCAUAUUUUGUAAUGACCAUGUUUAAGCAGUUUUUGCCGCAUCAGGGCCACAACACUGUAAGACACAGUGUAAACACAGGGCACACAGAGACAUUUGUUGAAAUGACAAUGUUCACAAAAAGUCCUUGUUUUAAAAUGAUGUAUGUUGGUGUCAGAGACUCAAGUUUAUUGUUGUGAAUUGUUGUAAACCUGCCCUGCCAUUAAUAUUGUUAAAAUUGUUACUGUUUUAAAAACAGAAUUUUACAAAAAAGCACUUUAUUUCAUAUUUUGUAAGUACCAUGUUUAAACAGUUUUUGCUGUCUUUAAAAUGUCUUUAAAUUUGUUAAUGUUAUUUUGAUUUAAAUAAAGAUUCAAAUUCAAAUUUCUUUAUUUCUUUAUUACAUCAGAUAAUCUGCCAUUUGCUAUAGAUUUUUAAAGCCUGAUGGUUGUGGAUGGAUCUUCUGUCUGUCCUGCAGUGAAGAGAGAGUAGCAUUCCCGUCUGUUGUUUCUUUGGUCCAUCAAAGUGGAUGAUCUGUGUUGUUUAGAAUGGUGAAUCUAGUCUGGUAGGUCAUAUGAUUCAUGUGCGUGCGUGUGUGUUUGUGUGCAUGAGAGGGAGAGGGAGCAUGAGACUCGGAUAUUGCUCCAUAGUAGCUCCAGUAUUGCUCAUUUUCUUUUUCAAAGGAGAAAUAAAGGAGUCAUUAAAAACACAGAAUUGAGAUUAGCAAGGCAUCUCCUUUUAUUCUCAGGUAUAACUCCCUCUGAUUAUUCUGUCUCACCUAUUGCUCCUAGUGAAUUUUAGGAGAAAUAUAUGAGAAACAUUUUAGACAAAAUAGAGAUUAAAAUAAGGCUUAAAUGAGAAUCUCAAAUUUGUUUCCUGAGCUAUAGAAAAGCAAGCUUUGAGCAGUAAAAUUUUCC